Suncus etruscus (white-toothed pygmy shrew) is the source of this 1129-nucleotide messenger RNA. RefSeq names its product zinc finger protein 524 (gene ZNF524). The transcript has a single exon. Bases 293 to 1129 code for a protein of 278 amino acids. Lineage: Eukaryota; Metazoa; Chordata; Mammalia; Eulipotyphla; Soricidae. Gene Ontology annotation, cellular component: nucleus. The record is from RefSeq and is a predicted model, not a curated record.
CAAUGCCCAGUACCGCUGUACAGCUCCCCACUUUGCUCCUCCCCUCUUGGCAGGGCCCGAAGAACUUUGCUGAAGCUUCUGCGUUUCUGGGUGGCACCGGGGCUGCUAGAUUUGAGCACCGCUGCACUGGCCAGUUCUGGGUCCAGUUGCACCCCACUCAGGAGCCUCCACCCGGGAUGGGCGAGGUGUUGGGGCUCGCGGGAAGCUCCAGGCCCUCCCUGCGCUCCGCAUUGACGGCUGCCCCCCUCUCUCCUCUUAGCCUGGCUCCGGUGCCCAGGCCCCCCACUGCUCCAUGGACACCCCCAGCCCAGACCCGUUGCCUUCGCCUUUGCCUGGGGAGGAAGAGAAACCUCUGGCUUUGCCUCCUGUUCCCCGCGGUCGCCGGGGCCGGGGCCGCCCCCCAGGGGCUGCCACCUCCUCGCACCGGACGCUCAAGGCCUCCUUCUCCCGAAAGCGAGGCCGCCCUCCCAAGCCCAGCCAGGAGCCCCCGCUGGGCCAGGGGCCUCCGGCCCCGGUGGUGGGCAGCAGCGGGGGCAGCGACUUGCUGCUGAUCGAUGACCAGGGUGUGCCCUACACGGUCUCCGAGGGGGCCGUGGCCGCCGGGCCCGAGGGCUCCAGCCCCAAGAAGGCGCCGCACUUCUGCCCCGUGUGCCUGCGGGCCUUCGCCUACCUCUCCGACCUGGAGCGCCACAGCAUCUCCCACUCGGAGCUGAAGCCGCACCAGUGCCAGGACUGCGGCAAGACCUUCAAAAGGUCCAGCCACCUGCGGCGCCACUGCAACAUCCACGCCGGCCUGCGGCCCUUCCACUGCCUGCUCUGCCCGCGGCGCUUCCGAGAAGCCGGCGAGCUGGCGCACCACCACCGGGUGCACUCCGGGGAGCGGCCCUACCAGUGCCCCAUCUGCCGGCUGCGCUUCACCGAGGCCAACACGCUGCGGCGGCACAUCAAGCGCAAGCACCCGGAGGCCACCGGGGCGUCUCUGUGUCCCCCGGACCCCGGGCCCGAACCGCUGUGGGACGACGAUGGCAUCCCGGCCACUGAGGGAGCCGAGGAGGAGGAGGAGGAGGAGGAGGAAGGGGAGAAGAAAGAGGAGGAGGAGGAGGAAGCCGAGGGGCAGGAGCUGGCCUGA